GGCCCCUGAUGGCCACCCCUGGACAGCCGGAAGCACGAGGCCAACACGCCACACAAUCAGUGCUCGCUGGCUCCGCCCCCCUCGGUGGAUGCGAGGAAGGGAGAAGAAGAAAAAAAAGGGCCAUCAGCAGAGUGACAGACAACACAGCCUCUCCGCUGCGCGUAGUAGUGGAGCUCUUCUCUGCGAACGGAGGGACGGAGCCGAGUCGCAUGCUCGCCGUGCGCCGAGGCGAACUGGAGCAACAUGAACCUCCAGAACCGCGGCAGCAUCAUCCGGUGAGCACCGACUGGGUCUUUACGGGUCCUGUCAUAUCCUGGAGGACACAUGGUCAUGAAGAAAUAGAAGCAUCAGUUGAGGGCCCUUCAGCUGACCUGCGCUAAGUCCUGGCCGCGGGGCUUUGUUGUUGUUGUUGUUGUUGUUGGCGGUCCGGCUGAACAGGCGUGUAUGUGAGUAAUGAAGUCCAGUAUGAGGCAGUGGCGGAGGAUAGUGCUGGUGGGAAUGCUGGCCUGGGUUCUCCUCUUCCUCGGCCUCUUCUCUUACUUCCUGGACGCUCGCGUGAACGAGCCGCUGACAUCCGUCGGCUCUUUACUCUCCCAGCACCCGGACACCCGGCGGCUUACCUCCAUACAGGCCUCCCACCAACAGCAUGCCCGACCUGAACUGGCUUCCACCUUGACUACAACCUACCCCAGAGACGAGCCGGAGCCCUCUGCCGGCUCCACGACCCCAGAGCUCAGCCCGGGUGUGAGCCACAGCCCGAACAGUGCUCCCGACGCCGUUUAUGGCAGCCGUGAGACCAGCCACCAGGACUACCUGGACCCACAGAGCCUGGCUGCCUGGUCGUCCUUUGGAACAGAAAAUGUGGGUUCUCACUCCAACCCUUCAGUCCAGAGUCGUGAGAGAACUUCCCACAUAGAGUACCAGAACCACAUCAGCAACACACGCUACCACGGUGGUGAGGAAGAAGAUGAGAGGGGCAAUGGAGAAGAAGAAGAAGAAAUCGAAGAAGAGCAAGUACUAGGAAACAGAAUAAGGACUGCAGCGGGCAGGAGGGUCGGUAGUGAUCUGGAGGAAUAUCACUUCUCCAAGUCGCCCUCUGUCGUGCAGCGGUUGUGGCGGGGUCGCGUGUCCGCCGGCAUGCUGAGUCUUCGACUGCAGGGCGCCAUGAAGGACUACGUCAGCGCCAACAAACACCACGUUCUCUACACCGGGGAUCGCAGGGCCGCCCAGAGUGCCAAGGAGGUGCUGUGUCAAAUGAAAGCCCAGGCCCGGCUCAUGACGGUGGACGGGUCGGAGCAGCCCUUUUCCUCACUCGGUUGGGCUCGUCUCGUGCCGCCUCGGCCCCUUAAUCGCCUGCAUGGCCGGCCGGACCAGAGCAGCUUCAAGACCUGCGCCGUGGUCACGUCGGCCGGCGCCAUCCUGCGCUCGGGACUGGGGAAAGAGAUCGAUAAUCAUGAUGCAGUCUUACGGUUCAACGCGGCGCCCACGGCGGGAUACGAGCGAGACGUGGGGAACAAAACCACCAUCCGCGUCAUCAACUCGCAGAUUUUGGCCAAUGCUAAGCAUCGAUUCAACACAAGCUCAAUCUACAAGAAUGUGACCCUGGUGGCCUGGGAUCCUGCUCCGUACACCGUCAACUUACACAAGUGGUAUGACAGUCCGGAAUACAACCUGUUUGGCCCGUACAUUGAGCACCGCAAGCUCCAUCCCAGCCAACCCUUCUACAUCCUUCACCCGAGCUAUGUGUGGCGACUCUGGGAUGUGAUCCAGGGCAACACUCAGGAGAAUAUCCAGCCCAACCCUCCCUCGUCUGGCUUCAUCGGGAUUCUCCUGAUGAUGGCGCUCUGUGAGCAGGUGCACGUGUACGAGUACAUUCCCUCCAUGAGGCAGACGGACCUGUGCCACUACCACGAGCGUUAUUAUGAUGCUGCCUGUACACUGGGUGCCUACCAUCCCCUCCUGUAUGAGAAGAGCCUGAUCCAGAGGAUGAACACGGGCCCCGAGAGUGACCUCAGGAGGAAGGGUCGGGUCACUCUUCCGGGCCUCAGCACCCUCAAAUGUGACGUCUGAGAUAUGAAACCAGAUCCUGAAAACACACACACUUUUGCCUCUUCUGGCUGACUCAAGGAGAGGUGCAAUAAAGCCACUGGAGACGAGGAGGCUGGAGCUUACAUGUUUCAAAUUAGACCCAUGAAGAGCAUAAGCCAGAGCCCUCCAGGGAGGGAUCAACAUGGAGGCUUUUGAAAUAACUUUACUAGACCGGAGACCGGCAGUGAAGUCUCCACGAUGGAGCUGAACAAGACAUCCUCUCUGCUUUAGCUGAGCCAGGUUAGCUGUGGAGCUGACUAGGGUAGCAACAGAUACGUGUUUUAAGAUAGUGAAUUUUCAAUAACUGGGUGUCUCAGUGGUGUUAACAGUGUUUAAAAAAAAUAAUAGUUCGGGUGGUUCUCCACUCAAAGGAAAUGCCACUGUUCAUGAUGGAGAUUUUUUUGUUUUGUUUUUUACUGGUCCAAAGGGUUGUGAAUAAGAAAAUAAGUCCUCCACGCUGAAUGUCGUAAACGCAACAACACACACACACACACACACACACACACACACACGAACAUCUUGGAGAAAUACUCCCCAGUGUAGAACAUAGUGUCCACAGAAACGACGUUGAGCUGUCGCAGCACUCGUGUAACUGUACAUUUCAUCUCCCUCGAGCAGGUGUUCCCUUAUCGACAUUCCUCUGAUAUAAUCUUGUUAAAUCAAUCACAAGUUGUUUCCGUGUUGUUGCGGGGGGGUGGCAGAGGGGGGGGGGGGGCAUUUGUUACUACCGAUGUCUUUGAGCUGAAUACUAAAUUACUUUCCGCUGCAUGCCAGUUUCCCAGUCUGUCGCUCCUUGUUCACACAUUUUUAGGAUGAUUUCUCGUCGAGCGUCAAGGAGCCCGUCUCUCAGUUAAUCGCCCACAUAAAGAAACACACUGGUUGACUUUUUUUGGAUUCAUCAGAGCUAAAGUAACUUUUUUUGGGGGGUUGUUUUACUGACAUUGUGAUUUUAAAUAAAAACAAAUGGGGGCCAACAUGCGAGGAACAGCCGUCGCCCUGUGCCUGUUGGUCGACUGAACACUU
Molecule: messenger RNA, 3111 nt
Organism: Pseudoliparis swirei
Lineage: Eukaryota; Metazoa; Chordata; Actinopteri; Perciformes; Liparidae
Gene: st6gal2a
Product: ST6 beta-galactosamide alpha-2,6-sialyltranferase 2a
Exons: 8
Coding region: 454-2070 (538 amino acids)
Molecular function (GO): sialyltransferase activity
Source: RefSeq, a predicted model, not a curated record